Molecule: messenger RNA, 725 nt
Organism: Argiope bruennichi
Lineage: Eukaryota; Metazoa; Arthropoda; Arachnida; Araneae; Araneidae
Exons: 4
Coding region: 61-699 (212 amino acids)
Source: RefSeq, a predicted model, not a curated record
CCAUCGCCUGAAACAGAUCCAAAAAGAAAGGGGUUAGUUGGCAGUCAAGGGCGCAAAAGGAUGGAUUCUAGUUUGCUGCUACUGCUGUCGGUAUUACUAGCGGGUGCGACGCAAGAGGCUCGGUCGUACGUCGUCUACGGAAAUGGGGCAACAUCCGAAAGGAACCUCCCACUAUGCAGUGGACCUCGCGAGGCAUGCAAUAUUAUUCGUCAGCGUUUCUGGCUCUCUCCCCUUAUACACAGGCUUUGUAAAUGCCCUGACCUGACAGACUGCCUCUCAGACUGGAAACAAGAUCAAGACAAAAGAACAGUAGCCUUCAAUGCUAGAGCUCAACUCAAAUUUUGCAGCCAAGUUGGAGAGCUAGAGCACUGCAAAGGCCAAAGAACCAUUGCAGCAGAAAUACGUAACAAUGGCACAGUAAGCAUCCAAUGUUAUUGCAGCCAAGGCCAUUAUUUCCAAAAACUACAUAAUAAUGCAACAGGCCAAUAUUUUGCUUGUUUACCAUUAGCAUCUUGCAAAAUAGGAGAUUUCUGUGGACAUAUAACAUCUGGUUCCUAUGAAACCUAUCAUAUAUGUACAUGCCCUCCAAGGAACAUCUGUGUUCUUCAGAACAGAAAAUUAGAAUAUGCAAAUGAGUUUUUGUAUCAAGGACAAGCGUAUAAAGGAUUUUGUACACCUAUUGAAACUGUCAGAAAAUGAAGAAAUUAAAACUUUUUAACUAGAAA